AUGACGACUGAACCGUAUAGAUUAUCGGCGACACAGGCAUCGGCCAAGAUUCGAACCGGAGACUUGACUGUUGAGGAAUAUGCCCGCUCUCUGCUGUCCCAUAUCGAGAAAAGAGACCCCGUCGUGAAAGCAUGGGAGCAUAUCAACCCGGAGCAGGUCAUCGCACGAGCUAAGGAGCUUGAUGCGAUACCGCCAGAGAAGCGCGGCCCUCUGCAUGGGGUUGCGAUUGCUGUCAAGGACGUUAUCUACACCAAGGGUUAG
Molecule: messenger RNA, 261 nt
Organism: Colletotrichum spaethianum
Lineage: Eukaryota; Fungi; Ascomycota; Sordariomycetes; Glomerellales; Glomerellaceae
Product: glutamyl-tRNA(Gln) amidotransferase subunit A
Exons: 1
Coding region: 1-261 (86 amino acids)
Source: RefSeq, a predicted model, not a curated record